AUGGCCACACUUUCUCCUUCUGAGAUUGCUUUCCAGAGAUCCCACAUAGGAGAUGACAGAAGGACUGGAAUAACUGUUUCGAAUGUUAUCUGUUAUACACUCGCGGUGGUCGCAGUGCUACUGAGGGUUUUCUCCCGUCGUCUUGCACAGGUGGAGCAUCGAGCGGAUGAUUGGUGGAUAUGGGGUGCGCUGUUCCUCUUCACUGUCUACAUUGCUGCCUAUCAAGUCCUGGUUCACUUUGGCUUGGGAAGACACGUAGUCCUUGUUACCAAUACGAAGGGGUUUGUAGUGACAUCAAUAUUCGGCGCAACCGCUUACAACCUGACGAUGCUCGCCAUCAAACUCUCAAUUGUUUACUUCUACCGUCGCAUCUUCCCUCAACGUUGGUUCAAACACGCUUUGAUUGGAACCGGGGCUAUCGUGGUGGGCACCGCACUUGCCCAAGUACCCCUCGACAUCGUGCCGUGUAUGCCCAUAGCAUCACAGUGGGAUCGUAACGUGAAGGGUAAAUGCAUCGAUCUCGGAGCCGCCAUUCUUGGAAUCGCUAUCAGCAAUAUAAUAACAGAUGUCAUACUCCUUACUCUCCCCAUGCCUCUGCUAUGGAACCUGAAAGUCUCCCCUUCUCGGAGAAGACUGCUGCUAUCACUGUUCCUCCUUGGCGGGUGCGCUUGCAUCGUCAGUCUGGUCCGAGUCUUCUUCGUCCAGCAAGCCGAGGGCGCAGACUCAACCUGGAACUACGUCAACACGGCCGAACUCUCCACCGUGGAACUCGGCGUCGGCAUCUCCUCCGCCUGCCUCCCCACCUGCAGGCCCCUCUACAACCACUGCUUCCGCGGCGGCGGCGCCCGCUCGAAGGCGUACGGCCACUCGUCCAGGGCCAUCCGCAUGGCGGACAUCACCCGGGGCUGGUACGGCAACCGGGAGGCGCUCGGGAGCGGCGGGGACGAGGGCGGCCUGCACACGGCGUCCGCCGCGCGGGACGGGGGUGGGGGUCGGAUCCUGGUGACGAAGGAAUUCGCAUCCGAGUCGGUCGGGUCGCGGUGA
This is a messenger RNA of Letharia columbiana, 1044 nucleotides long. RefSeq lists its product as uncharacterized. The transcript is spliced from 5 exons. The coding region runs from base 1 to 1044 and encodes 347 amino acids. NCBI's taxonomy places the organism in Eukaryota, Fungi, Ascomycota, Lecanoromycetes, Lecanorales, Parmeliaceae. The record is from RefSeq and is a predicted model, not a curated record.